AUGGAAUCGAGUCCUACAAUGUCAACAGGAAAACCAAACGGUAAACGUGUAGAAUAUGUCGAAACUUUUGAAAGAAAUUUUAUAACUCAAGCAAGAGCCAUUAAUGAAUUUUUAUUAAAACCUUCACAUCUUGAAAAUCUUACGAAGUACGUACGUCGAUCACCAUUCGAAUCAGAUUUUUCAAUAGUUGUUUUUAGAAGAAAAGAUGUGGAAUUAAAAGCAAUCGAAGUUUGGGGAAAUUUGGAAAAUUUAGAAAAAGAAAAAAAAACUCUUAUUAGUAAAAAGCAAGUAGUGCUUCAAGAUAAUUAUGAAUUGAGAAAAACAUUAAGAGAUGCAAGGAGGAAUAAAAGUGGAGAAAAACAAAAUGAAAGAUUAAAAAAAAAAAAAAAUAAUGAAGUUUGUAUGGUUAUAAUGGCAUUUUCAAUCGAUUUAUUAAAUCUAACUUUCAAACUUAUUUUAUUCCUGUUUAUUCAUUCGGAUUCAAUAUUGGCUGAGACAAUUCAUUCUGCUGCCGAUUGCCUUAAUCAAGGCAUUUUAUUUAUUGGCCUUUCACAAAGAAAACAAAAAGCAACGAUGAAUCAUCCCUAUGGAUAUUCCAAUUUGAUGUAUGUUGUCUCUCUGAUAUCUGGCGUUGGAAUAUUUUGUUUAGGAGCUGCCGUUUCUAUUUACAGCGGUAUACUAACAUUAAUUAAAGAAAAUGAAUUACUAAAUUUCAGAGAAAUUUUUUGGGCGUUUCUAGUAUUGUUAUUUAGUGCUACUACGGAGGGAAUAUGUUUCAUAUGUUCGGUCGUUGCCACGUAUCGAGAUGCUAAGAGUAACAAUUAUGAUUUUUUUUAUUACGUAUUUAAGGGUGUCGAACCCGGUCUUACAUUAAUUUUAAUGGAAGAUUUAAUAGCAACCAUAGGAAACAUAAUUGCGGGUGUCAUGCUUUAUAUAACCUGGACGUCACUUAAUUCCGUUCCAGACGCCUUAGGAUCAAUUGUAAUUGGUAUACUAUUAGGGGUUGUUGCUAUAUUUUUAAUAAUUACAAAUUCUGCUGCACUAGUCGGACGUUCAAUAAAAGCAGAAAAAUUACAAGAUAUAAAUAACGUCAUCGAAUCCGACAUCAUGGUGAGAGGAGUUUACGACGUUAAGGGUAUAGAUUUAGGAAAUAGUUUGGUUCGUUAUAAAGCUGAAAUUGAUUUUGAUGGAGCCGAACUUACUAGAUUAUAUUUAGAUCGUAUUAAUUUAAAUAAAUUGUUGGAAGAUGUGGGAAAAAUUAAAAAUAUUGAUGAUUUAGAAACGUUUAUGGUGACGCACGGAGAAGGGAUUGUUGAUUUAUUGGGAGGAGAAAUUGAUAGAAUUGAAUUUAAUAUAAGGAACAUUUUCCCAGAAGUUAGACACGUGGAUUUGGAAAUACUUUGA
This is a messenger RNA of Pediculus humanus corporis (human body louse), 1404 nucleotides long. RefSeq lists its product as uncharacterized. The transcript has 8 exons. NCBI's taxonomy places the organism in Eukaryota, Metazoa, Arthropoda, Insecta, Psocodea, Pediculidae. Gene Ontology annotation, cellular component: membrane. Gene Ontology annotation, biological process: zinc ion transport; transmembrane transport. The record is from RefSeq and is a predicted model, not a curated record. Gene Ontology annotation, molecular function: monoatomic cation transmembrane transporter activity. The coding region runs from base 1 to 1404 and encodes 467 amino acids.